Molecule: messenger RNA, 7456 nt
Organism: Salvelinus fontinalis (brook trout)
Lineage: Eukaryota; Metazoa; Chordata; Actinopteri; Salmoniformes; Salmonidae
Product: dedicator of cytokinesis protein 3-like
Exons: 55
Coding region: 715-7086 (2123 amino acids)
Biological process (GO): small GTPase-mediated signal transduction
Cellular component (GO): cytoplasm; plasma membrane
Molecular function (GO): guanyl-nucleotide exchange factor activity; small GTPase binding
Source: RefSeq, a predicted model, not a curated record
UCUAUGCCCCAUCUGUGUCCCAUCAAAGGAUGAACUAUUUGGCAAUUUGCGUUAUGUGGAUAGGCUAAAAGAUGGCGCAGCGGUGACUGCAUUGAGUAUCCCGUUCACACACUCCAGUUACAUCGUAAACAACUGGACAUCGCUCUUUCUCUCUCUCUCAGUGCUGUUGCGACAUUCACCCUCCGUGGUCUUCAAAUAUUCGACUGGUUAUUCCAUAGCGAUAUAGGACGGUUUUAACACAUGUAUUAUCAAUUUAUCCGACUCAAAAACGAGUUUGGGAUCGACAGACAGAAAAUGAGCCGUCUGUUGUAUACCGGAGGUUUGAAAAAUAAAUAAAUAAAUAACGUGUUUCUCUCCAUCCUGGCAGUGGACCGCGGGAGAUGCUACGGCUGCAUUGAUAGAGUUGGGAGAUUCGCACAGAAGUGACGAGGCAGCCUCAGCCGGAUAGGAUAACAACUAAGCACUUACUGCGAUAGACUGGGUCAACGUUGUUGUAUGACAGCAAGAUGCACUGACUGAGGACCGGGACAGAAAAUGCGUCGUUUGAGAGGCGAAAUAUGAACGCACAUUCCACUUUGGUUUUCUUUUAUUUGCAGGCGUUGAGACGCAGUGAUAUAUUUCCGUGGAUCUGAGCGGUUUAUGCAACUUUUCUCGGUCGUUUUUCCAUGAUAACGGCGAACCCGUGCUUGGUUUACUUGGAAUUUCACCAGGAUCAUGUGGACCCCGACGGAAGAGGAGAAAAUCGGAGUUGUGAUCUGUACAUUCCGAGGGACGGUGACCCAUGGUCUGGCUCUGGAGAUAGGAGAGACAGUCCAAAUACUGGAGAAAUGUCAAGGAUGGUACAGAGGAUUCUCCACCAGGAAGCCCACAAUCAAGGGGAUCUUCCCAACCAGCUACGUCCACUUGAAGAAGGCCAUGGUAACCAACAGAGGGCAGUAUGAGACGGUGGUAUCGCUGGAAGACCCCAUCGUGACGGAGGUGACCUCCACUCUGCAGGAAUGGGCCCUCUCGUGGAAGCAACUCUACGUGAAACACAAGGUGGACUUGUUCUACAAGUUGCGUCACGUGAUGAAUGAGCUGUUUGACCUUCGGAGACAGAUGCUGUCUGGUCACCUGACCCAGGAUCAGUUGAGAGAUGUCAAGAAACACAUCACAGUCCGCCUGGACUGGGGCAACGAACACCUAGGCCUGGAUCUCGUACCCAGGAAGGAGUUUGAGAUGGUGGAUGCAGAACAGAUCAGCGUCUCAGACUUAUACAAAAUGCAUCUGUCCAGCAGGCACAGUGUCCAGCAAAGCACAACCCAGGGUGACAGUGUGCGUCGGGGUCACGGUGUAGAGCCCUGUCGUAUCCCUGUCCCUCACCACCUGUUCAUCAGUCUAAAGAGCUUCACCUACAACACCUUGGGAGAAGACACAGACAUAUUCUUCUCUCUCUACGACCUCAGGGAGGGGAAACAGAUCAGUGAGAAGUUUAUGGUCAGACUGAACAAGAAUGGAGGUCCCAAAAAUCCAGAAAAGGUUGACCGACUGUGUGCUCUCUUCACGGAUCUAAGCAAUAAGGACAUGAAGCGGGACCUGUAUAUUGUUUCCCAAGUCAUCAGAACUGGUCGGAUGCUGCUGAAUGACUCUAAGAAGGGUCCUCCUCACGUCCAGUACAGAAGACCGUACGGCUGUGCUGUGCUGGCCAUGAGUGAUGUACUGCAGACCAUCUCAGAGCUUAAGGAGGAGAAGGACUUUGUACUCAAAGUCUACACAUGUACCAAUGAGAACGAGUGGUACCAGAUCCAUGAAAACAUCAUAAGAAAGUCCAGCACCAAGUACACAGCUCCCAGCACCAACUACGGUCUGAUCAUCUCUCUCCAGCUGCUGCGCGGAGAGAUGGAACAGAUAAGGAGAGAGAACCCAAUGAUCUUCAAUAGAGGCGUGGCCUUGACACGCAAGCUGGGUUUCCCCGAUGUCAUCAUGCCAGAGACGGAGGUAAAUUGGUGUGACAUCCGUAACGACCUGUACCUCACCUUGGAGAGAGGAGACUUUGAGAGGGGAGGCAAGAGUGUCCAGAAGAACAUCGAGGUCACCGUCAACGUGCUCCACGCAGACGGAGCGAUACUCAAAGACUGUAUCAGCCUGGGGAGUGGUGAGCCCCACAUCAGUGAACACCGCUGCUUCGUCCUCUACCACAACAACAGCCCUCGUUGGAGUGAGGUGGUUAAACUGCCCAUUCCCAUAGACUGCUUCAGAGGGUCACACCUACGCUUCGAGUUCAGACACUGCUCUACCAAAGACAAGGGGGAGAAAAAGCUGUUUGGUUUUGCCUUCACACCACUGAUGAGAGAGGACGGGACAACGCUGUCAGACGAGAGUCACGAGCUCUUUGUGUACAAGUGUGAUGAGAACGCUACGUUCAGUAACCAUGCAUUGUACCUGGGUCUGCCCUGCUGUAAGGAGGACUACAACGGCUGUCCCAACAUUCCCUCCAGCCUCAUCUUCCAACGCAGCACCAAGGAAACCCUCUGGAUCUCCACACAGCUCUCCUCCACCAAGCUCACACAGAAUGUGGACCUGCUUGCGUUGUUGAAGUGGAAGGCCCACCCAGACAGAGUGAUCGACAUCCUGGGGCGCCUACGCCACGUCAGUGGAGAGGAGAUUGUCAAGUUUCUUCAAGACAUCUUGGACACGCUGUUUUCCAUCCUGGAUGACAACACUGACAAGUAUGGUCCCCUGGUGUUCCAGUCACUGGUGUUCAUCAUUAAUCUGCUGAGGGACAGCAAGUACUAUCACUUCUGCCCCGUUAUGGACACUUACAUCCAGAAACACUUUGCUGGAGCGCUGGCUUACAAAGAGUUGAUCCGCUGUCUGAAGUGGUACAUGGACCAUUCUGCAGAGGUGGUGAAACAGAACCACAUCCAGGAGGCCAUGAGGGCUCUGGAGUACCUGUUGAAGUUCAUUAUCCAGUCUCGGAUCCUCUACUCCCGUGCUACCUGUGGUGUGGACGAAGAACAGUUCAGAGCCAGCAUCCAAGAGCUCUUCCAGUCCAUCCGCUUUGUCCUCAGUCUGGACAGCCGUAGCUCCGAGACACUCGUUUUCACACAGACUCCUCAGGUCCCCCAGCCUGCCUCUGGACAGGGACAGCCCCCAGGCCCCAUCAGCUGUACUCAGGCCUGGAGCUCCAACGCUCCUCGCCCCUCUCCUCUCUCAGCGGCGCUCCUGAACUCGUUCCCGGCCAUCUUUGACGAACUGCUUCAGAUGUUUACAGUCCAGGAAGUGGCAGAGUUCGUACGGGGCACGCUGGGCAGUAUGCCAAGUACCGUACACAUCGGACAGUCCAUGGAUGUGGUCAAACUGCAGUCCAUCGCUCGCACCGUCGACAGUCGCCUCUUCUCCUUCCCAGAGUCUCGUAGGAUCCUGCUUCCCGUGGUCCUACAUCACAUCCACCUCCACCUGAGACAGCAGAAAGAGCUGAUCAUCUGUUCUGGCAUCCUCAGCAGUAUCUUCUCCAUCAUCAAGACCAGCUCUCUGGACACCCCAGUGCAGGAGGAGGUAGAGAUGAUGGUGGAAUCUCUUCUGGAUGUGCUUCUCCAGACCCUGCUAGCCAUCAUGACCAAGUCUCAGUCCCAGGAGGCGGUAAGAGGCCAUCGCUGCCCACAGUGCACGGCUGAGAUCACUGGAGAGUAUGUGUCCUGCCUCCUAUCCCUGCUGCGUCAGAUGUCUGACAUCCACUUCAAACAUCUACUGGAAUACUUCCAGAGCAAAGAGGAAGUCAAGGAGUUCCUUCUGAAGAUAUUCUGUGUGUUUCGUAACCUGAUGAAGCUCAGUAUUUUUCCACGGGACUGGAACGUGAUGAGGCUGCUGACCAGCAACACCAUAGUGACAACUGUCCAGUAUCUGUCCCCGGCUUUGCACAAGAACUUCACCGAGGCUGACUUUGAGUUCAAGGUGUGGAACUCAUACUUCAGUCUGGCUGUUCUCUACAUCAGCCAGCCCAGUCUACAACUGGAGAACACCACCCCAGCCAAGAGGAAGAACGUGUUGGACAAGUAUGGUGACAUGAGGGUGAUGAUGGCCUACGAGCUCUUCAGCAUGUGGCAGAACCUCGGUGAAAACAAGAUCCAUUUCAUCCCAGGUAUGAUAGGUCCGUUCCUAGGUGUGACCCUGGUGCCUCAGGCGGAGGUCAGGAACAUCAUGAUCCCUAUCUUCCACGACAUGAUGGACUGGGAGCAGAGGAAGAACGGGAACUUCAAACAGGUGGAGGCAGAGCUGAUUGACAAGCUGGACAGUCUGGUGUCUGAGGGGAAAGGAGACGAGAACUACAGAGAACUGUUCAGCCUGCUAACCCAGCUCUUUGGGCCUUACCCCAGUCUGCUGGAGAAGAUUGAGCAGGAGACGUGGAGGGAGACAGGCAUCUCCUUCGUCACCUCUGUCACACGGCUGAUGGAACGUCUGCUGGACUACAGGGACUGCAUGAAAGGAGACGAGACAGAGAACAAGAAGAUUGGCUGUACUGUCAACCUGCUGAACUUCUACAAGUCAGAGAUCAACAAGGAGGAGAUGUACAUCCGUUACAUCCACAAGCUGUGUGACAUGCACCUCCAGGCUGAGAACUACACAGAGGCUGCGUUCACCCUGCUGUUGUACUGGGAGCUACUGCAUUGGGAAGAGAGGCCUCUAAGGGAGUUCUUACACUACCCAGCCCAGAGCGAGUGGCAUCGCAAAGAAGGCCUCAGUCGCAAGGUCAUCCACUACUUCAACAAGGGAAAGAGCUGGGAAUACGGAGUACCAUUGUGCAGAGAGCUGGCGUUCCAGUAUGAGACAUUAUACGACUACCAAAGCCUCAGCUGGAUAAGGAAAAUGGAAGCUGCUUACUAUGACAGUAUCAUGGAGCAGCAGCGUCUAGAGCCAGAGUUCUUCAGGGUGGGAUUCUACGGACGCAAGUUCCCCUUCUUCCUCAGAAACAAGGAGUUUGUCUGCCGUGGUCAUGACUACGAACGGCUUGAAGCCUUCCAGCAAAGGAUGCUGGGAGAAUUCCCACAAGCCAUUGCCAUGCAACACCCUAAUCAACCAGACGAGGCCAUCUUACAGUGUGAUGCCCAGUACCUGCAGAUCUAUGCGGUGACGCCGGUACCGGAGAAUGUCAAAAUUCUCCAAAUGGACCGCGUUCCAGACCGCAUCAAGAGCUUCUACCGUGUCAACAACGUGCGCCGCUUUCGAUACGACCGACCCUUCCACAAAGGAUCCAAAGACCGAGAGAACGAGUUCAAGAGCUUGUGGAUCGAGAGGACUACGCUGAUCCUCACACAUCCUCUUCUUGGUAUCUCCCGCUGGUUUGAGGUGGAGAAGAGAGAGCUGGUGGAGGUGAGUCCUCUGGAGAAUGCCACCUACGUGGUGGAGAAUAAGAACCAUGAGCUGCGGACCCUGAUCAGCCAGUACCAACACAAGCAGAUCCAUGGCAACAUCAACCUGCUGUCCAUGUGUCUCAACGGGGUCGUUGACGCUGCCGUCAACGGGGGCAUCGCCAGAUACCAGGAGGCCUUCUUUGAUAAGGAGUACAUCAGCAGCCACCCAGAAGACACAGAGAAGAUCAUUGCCCUCAAAGACCUCGUGCAGGAACAGGUUUACAUCCUAGGGGUGGGGCUUGCGGUCCAUGACAAGCUGGUGCACCCUGAAAUGCGUCCCCUGCACAAGAAGCUGAUAGAUCAGUUCCAGAUGAUGAGGAGCAGUCUCUAUGGUCUGCCGGGAUUGGACAAGCUGAGUCCUGCCUGUUCUGGUGCCAGCACCACAACAGGCAUCCUGGCUACGCACAGCCCCAUGACCCCCGACAGCUUCAAACUCAUUCACAGGCACAGUCCGCUGAAUCUGCUGGGGUCUAUCCGCCACUCGUCCUCCUCACUGUCCUCUCACACCUCCAGCGAGACGGGUAACCUGGUGAUCCUGACGGACAGCAUGGUGGUGGAGCACCCCGAGGACGUCUACCGUAUGCAGCCCAGUCCUUCGUCCUCCAGUCUGAGCUCCACCCACUCAGCCCCCUCCCAGAUGAUGAACUCUGCCUCCAACAGUAUCAGAGGCUCCCCGUCGCUGCCAGAAAAAUACAGACACAACCGUGAGAUGUUGAUGCUGCUGCCUCUGCACCGUGAGAGACCCAGCUCCGCCAUGUACCCCUACAUCACUGAGAACGGACAGCCAACUAACUUCCAGCGAGCGUUGUUCCACCAGGUGAUUGGUCCGUGCAAGCCCUGUAGCGACCCUAACCUGUCCGUAGCAGAGAAAGUCCUGACCACCCCCAGCUCCUGGAGUCUGAACAGUGGUACCAGAGAGGCGUUGCCGUUCUUGUCCGCCCACGUUGGGAGUUUGACGGCUCCCCCAGUCCCGCCCCGUAGCCUUCCCCAUGGACACUUCUCCAUGCACUUUGAUGCUUUCCACCACCAGAACAGCGACCUCCCUCCAGCUCUCCCUGCGCGCUCCUCUUUACGAAAGUCACCCCUGCACCCUAUACCUGCCUCGCCCACCAGUCCGCAGUCCGGCCUGGAUGGCAGUAACUCCACCCUCUCUGGCAGCGCCUCCUCCGGCGUCUCUUCCUUGAGUGAGAGCAACUUGUUGGGCCAGUCCUGCUCCACCGAGCCCUCUGGAACUACCAGCAGACACCCAGCAGGCACCCUGGACUCUGUCUCCAUCACCCCCAGCACGGUGCACUCUAUCUGGGCCAUAGACGGAGAAGACCUGGGAAUGGACUCCCCCUCUAGUUCCUACCUGCCUGUCCGAUACAGCGUCUCCGAGCCAGAGGUUCUGGAUGGCUCCAAGCCCCCUCCCUGCCGUAGCCACUCCGCCCCUGGGUGGGUCACCCCGGUCAGCACCCCUAUUAUCCCCGUCCUCCCAGAGGCCCGCGGCCUAAACAUCCAGAACCUGCCCCACUACCACCAGGAGCCCCCGCCCGCCCUGCCCCCCAAGCCCUACCUGAGAGACGGGUGUAUCCCGGAGGAAGGGGUCAUUCCCGCCGUGCCCAGGCCCACGCCACGCAAGAUCUCUCAGCCUCUCAUCACCUCUAAGGAAGAGCAGGCCAAGGUGACGUGGGAGCACGGCAUCACAGAGGACUAGAGAGCAGGCCAAGGUGACGUGGGAGCACGGCAUCACAGAGGAGUAGAGAGCAGGCCAAGGUGACGUGGGAGCACGGCAUCACAGAGGAGUAGAGAGCAGGCCAAGGUGACGUGGGAGCACGGCAUCACAGAGGAGUAGAGAGCAGGCCAAGGUGACGUGGGAGCACGGCAUCACAGAGGAGUAGAGAGCAGGCCAAGGUGACGUGGGAGCACGGCAUCACAGAGGAGUAGAGAGCAGGCCAAGGUGACGUGGGAGCACGGCAUCACAGAGGAGUAGAGAGCAGGCCUGGGGUUUAUUCAGUGAUGCAGUGAUGUGAAUGUUUCAGAUAUAAAUAGUAUGAAUAGAGCUGACACCUAAUCCCCCCCCCCCC